Galeopterus variegatus (Sunda flying lemur) is the source of this 3142-nucleotide messenger RNA. It is a transcript of the gene GART, whose product is annotated as phosphoribosylglycinamide formyltransferase, phosphoribosylglycinamide synthetase, phosphoribosylaminoimidazole synthetase. NCBI's taxonomy places the organism in Eukaryota, Metazoa, Chordata, Mammalia, Dermoptera, Cynocephalidae. Bases 76 to 3012 code for a protein of 978 amino acids. Gene Ontology annotation, molecular function: metal ion binding; ATP binding; phosphoribosylformylglycinamidine cyclo-ligase activity. The record is from RefSeq and is a predicted model, not a curated record. Gene Ontology annotation, biological process: 'de novo' IMP biosynthetic process; adenine biosynthetic process. Gene Ontology annotation, cellular component: cytosol. The transcript is spliced from 22 exons.
GGGCAAGAGCAAGUGGCGUGGCCGUCUGGUGUCGGUUUCAUUGUUCUUUGGAAUUCCUGCUUUGCAGACAGAGCAAUGGCAGCCCGAGUACUUGUAAUUGGCAGUGGAGGAAGGGAACAUACACUGGCCUGGAAACUUGCACAGUCUCAUCAUGUCAAACAAGUAUUGGUGGCCCCAGGAAAUGCAGGCACUGCCUGCUCUGAAAAGAUUUCAAAUACUGCAAUCUCAAUCACUGAUCACACUGCCCUUGCUCAAUUCUGCAAAGAUGAGAAAAUUGAAUUUGUAGUCAUUGGACCAGAGGCACCUCUGGCUGCCGGAAUUGUUGGGAAUCUGACCUCUGCAGGAGUGCAAUGCUUUGGCCCCACAGCAGAAGCAGCUCAGUUAGAGUCCAGCAAAAAGUUUGCCAAAGAGUUUAUGGACCGACAUGGAAUCCCAACUGCACAAUGGAGAGCUUUCACCAAACCUGAAGAGGCCUGCAGCUUCAUUAUGAGAAAUCUACUUUCCCAGGAGAAAGCUUUUGGAGCAGCUGGAGAAACAAUUGUCAUUGAAGAACUUCUUGAAGGAGAAGAGGUGUCUUGUCUGUGUUUCACUGAUGGGAGGACUGUGGCCCCCAUGCCCCCAGCACAGGACCAUAAGCGAUUACUGGAGGGAGACUGUGGCCCCAACACAGGGGGAAUGGGAGCCUGUUGUCCAGCACCUCAGGUUUCUAAGGAUUUGUUACUAAAAAUUAAAAAUACUAUUCUUCAAAGGACAGUAGAUGGCAUGCAGCAGGAGGGUACUCCAUACACAGGUAUUCUCUAUGCUGGCAUAAUGCUGACCAAGGAUGGUCCAAAAGUUCUGGAGUUUAACUGCCGUUUUGGUGAUCCAGAGUGCCAAGUAAUCCUUCCACUUCUUAAAAGUGAUCUUUAUGAAGUGAUUCAGUCCACUUUAGGUGGCCUGCUCUGCACAUCUCUGCCCAUUUGGCUAGAAAACCACACUGCCAUAACUAUUGUCAUGGCAAGUAAAGGUUACCCUGGAGACUACACCAAGGGAGUGGAGAUAACAGGGUUUCCUGAGGCUCAAGCUUUAGGACUGGAGGUGUUCCAUGCAGGUACUGCCCUCAAAGAUGGCAAAGUAGUGACCAACGGGGGUAGAGUCCUUACCGUAACAGCCAUCCGGGAAGAUUUCCUGUCAGCCCUUGACGAAGCCAAGAAAGGACUAGCUACUAUAAAGUUUGAGGGAGCAGUUUAUAGAAAGGAUAUUGGCUUUCGUGCCAUAGCUUUCCUCCAGCAGCCCAGGGGCCUGACUUACAAGGAAUCUGGGGUAGACAUUGCAGCUGGAAAUAUGCUAGUCAAGAAGAUUCAGCCUUUAGCAAAAGCCACCUCCAGACCAGGCUGUGAAGUUGACCUUGGAGGUUUUGCUGGUCUUUUUGAUUUGAAAGCAGCUGGUUUCAAAGAUCCUCUCCUGGCCUCUGGAACAGAUGGCGUUGGAACUAAACUGAAGAUUGCGCAGCUAUGCAAUAAACAUGAUACCAUUGGUCAAGAUUUGGUUGCAAUGUGUGUAAAUGAUAUUCUGGCACAAGGAGCAGAGCCACUCUUCUUCCUCGAUUACUUUUCCUGCGGAAAACUUGACCUUAGUACAACUGAAGCUGUUGUUGCUGGAAUCGCUAAAGCUUGUGGAAAGGCUGGAUGUGCUCUCCUUGGAGGUGAAACAGCAGAAAUGCCUGACAUGUAUCCUCCUGGAGAGUACGACCUCGCUGGUUUUGCUGUCGGUGCCAUGGAACGGGAUCAGAAACUCCCUCACCUGGAAAGAAUCACUGAAGGGGAUAUUGUUAUUGGAAUAGCUUCAUCUGGUCUUCACAGCAAUGGAUUUAGCCUUGUGAGGAAAAUUGUAGCAAAAUCUUCCCUCCGUUACUCCUCUCCAGCACCUGAUGGUUGUGGUGACCAGACUUUAGGGGAUUUACUUCUGACUCCAACCAGAAUCUACAGCCAUUCACUGUUACCUAUCCUACGUUCAGGACAUGUCAAAGCAUUUGCCCAUAUUACUGGUGGAGGAUUGCUAGAAAACAUCCCCAGAGUCCUCCCUCAAAAAUUUGGAGUGGAUUUAGAUGCCCGGUCCUGGAGGAUCCCCAGAGUCUUCUCAUGGUUACAACAGGAAGGACACCUCUCUGAAGAAGAGAUGGCCAGAACAUUUAACUGUGGGGUUGGGGCUGCCCUCGUGGUAUCAAAGGAUCAGACAGAGCAGAUUCUGAGGGAUAUUCAGCAGCACAAGGAAGAAGCCUGGGUGAUAGGCAGUGUGGUGGCAUGUCCUGAAGGUUCCCCUCGUGUGAAAGUCAAGAAUCUGAUUGAAACCAUACGAAUAAAUGGGUCAGUCUUAGAGAAUGGCUCCCUGAAAAACUAUUUCUCUGUCAAACCAAAAAAGGCAAGAGUGGCUGUCUUAAUAUCUGGAACAGGAUCGAACCUCCAAGCACUUAUAGACAGUACUCAGGAUCCAAAUAGCUCUGCACAUAUUGUUGUUGUUAUCUCCAACAAAGCUGCAGUGGCUGGGUUAGAUAAAGCAGAAAGAGCUGGUAUUCCCACCAAAGUAAUUAAUCAUAAAUUAUAUAAAAAUCGUGUAGAAUUUGAUAAUGCAAUUGACCAAGUCCUUGAAGAAUUCUCCACAGACAUAGUCUGUCUUGCAGGAUUCAUGAGAAUUCUAUCUGGCCCCUUUGUCAGAAAGUGGAAUGGAAAAAUGCUCAACGUCCACCCCUCCUUGCUCCCUUCUUUUAAGGGUUCAAAUGCCCAUGCGCAAGUCUUGGAAACUGGAGUCACAAUUACUGGGUGCACUGUACACUUUGUAACUGAAGACGUAGAUGCUGGACAAAUUAUUUUACAAGAAGCUGUUCCCGUGAAGAGGGGUGACACUGUUACGACUCUGUCUGAGAGAGUGAAAUUAGCAGAACAUAAAAUAUUUCCUGCAGCCCUCCAGCUGGUGUCCAGUGGAACUGUACAGCUUGGAGAAAAUGGCAAGAUCUGUUGGGUCAAAGAGGAGUGAAGCCUCCUAGUUCAGGAAAGGAGCCAGUUUUGAAAGAAUUAUAGCUGUUUGUAUGGUGGCUUUUUAUCAUGGGCUCAGCCCAAAAGAAAAAUGGCUUAAAAAAAAAUUUUAAAAAAGACUUCACCCUUAA